Molecule: messenger RNA, 2186 nt
Organism: Anguilla rostrata (American eel)
Lineage: Eukaryota; Metazoa; Chordata; Actinopteri; Anguilliformes; Anguillidae
Product: guanine nucleotide-binding protein subunit alpha-11-like
Exons: 9
Coding region: 610-1722 (370 amino acids)
Biological process (GO): action potential; adenylate cyclase-modulating G protein-coupled receptor signaling pathway; phospholipase C-activating dopamine receptor signaling pathway
Cellular component (GO): heterotrimeric G-protein complex
Molecular function (GO): guanyl nucleotide binding; GTPase activity; G-protein beta/gamma-subunit complex binding
Source: RefSeq, a predicted model, not a curated record
CCCAACCGGCUUUACCUGUUGCCCAAAAAGGGGGUGUUUGAAAAUAUGUUUGAAAAUAUUUCACCUUCCAGUUUGCCUAGUUAACACCAGGGGAAUCACUAGGCUACUAACCUAUAGGGCACUGCUGUAUGACGCUUCAUAACACAUUAAUUGUAAACCAUUAUCGUCAUACACGAUUGUGUUUCGUACCUGUAUCACGACAUCAUGCCAACAUUUAAGUAACUAAAAUCAGGACAAUUUCGAAUUAUUUUUCAGUUGCUUUUUUUUUUUUUUUGCUGCGGUCGUCACAGGCAAAUUCUGAGCUGGAAUUCGUCAUAUCAAAUUAUCGGCAGUUACUUCUCUUUCGCUUCUUUAUGUCCACAUCUGGGUCCGCAAAUGCUUAAGUCUUACGCAGUUUUAUUGCACAACGCUUCCCGACUCUAGUUGGCUCAAAAAGGGUGUUUUUAGUCGCAUUUGGUGUCGGCGGCCAAUCUUCAGGAAAAAAAAAUCUGGAAAGAGGGAAAAGUUGCUUCGCUUAGUUUAUUAAUAAACUUCAGCUGAAGAUCGGUGGAGGCAUUAUGUGCGGAAGAAUGGACACCCUUUCACUUUAAAAGGACCGGAAUUUCGGCAAUGGGGGGUUGCUGGCGGCGGUGCCAACGGACCUGCCCGUGCUGUCUGACGGAGCAGGAGAGGAAGGACAUCGAAGUGGACCGCGAGAUACAGAGAAUUCUUAAGCAGCAGAAGAAACGAGAGCGGAAGGAAGUUAAAGUUCUUCUCCUGGGCACCGGGGAGAGCGGGAAGACGACGUUCAUAAAGCAGAUGCGGAUCAUCCACGGAGAGGGCUAUUCCGAGGAGAACCGCCGGGCCUUCGCCAAGCUGGUCUUCCAGAACAUCUUCACCGCCACCAAGGCCCUGACCAACGCCAUGACCACCCUCAGCAUCCCCUACUCCAGCCCAGACAACCAGCUGUACGCGCAGUGGAUCCAGGACGUGGAGACGCGGCAGGUCACCACACUGGAAGCCCGACACACCGACGCCAUCCGCCGCCUCUGGGCUGACCCGGGUAUCAGGACCUGCUACGGCCGCCGUCGAGAGUUUCAGCUUCUGGACUCCACCGAAUACUACAUGAACAAUCUUGACCGCAUAGCGGCCCCAGGCUACAUCCCCACUAUGCAGGACGUGCUGAGGGUUCGAGUUCCAACCACAGGCAUCAUUGACUACUCCUUCACUGUCGAGAAAAUCUCGCUCAGAAUUGUGGAUGUCGGGGGUCAGAGGUCAGAGCGCAGGAAGUGGAUCCACUGUUUUGAGAAUGUGACCUCCCUCAUCUUCCUGGCCUCCCUCAGCGAGUAUGACCAGGUCUUAGAAGAAAAGGAGACUGACAACCGCAUGGAGGAGAGCAAGGCUCUGUUCUACACCACCGUCCACUCCCCCUGGUUCGUCCGUUCCUCCAUCAUCCUCUUCCUCAACAAGAUGGACAUCCUGGCUGACAAGAUCCAGACGUCCGACCUGAAGACCUACUACCCCGGCUUCCCAGGAAGGAAACGCGACGCUGAGGAUGCCAUGGAUUUCAUUUCGGCCAUGUACCUGGAGCUGGCCCAGGACAGAGUGAGCCAUGAGAACGUGAAGAAGCCGGUGUACUCGCACUUCACCUGCGCCACCGACACUCAGAACAUUGAGCGGGUCUUCACCGACGUCAAGAACACCGUCCUCCUGGAGGCCCUGAGCCAGUUCAACCUGUAUUGACCGCCCCCCCCCCCCCUCCAAAACCUCUAAGCUCAACACUGGGUGGGGGGGUUAGGGGGGGAGUUGUUUUUAAUGCGAGUGGACACUGUGGUGCUCGUGUCCUCCAUUCCGCCCCCCCCCCCGAGAGUGACGGGCGUUCUCCUUGGAUUUGGGAGGAGCCCGUUUGAGAUGCAGCCCAGAGUGCAGGACCUUAAAUGACUGGGAGCGACGUGACCCUGUGUGGAGGGCAAAGGGCAAAGGUUACACUGUAAUGUCAGUGUUUUUUUUGUUUUUGUCUUUUUUUUUUCUUCUCCCCGCCCCCCCACCCCCACCCUCACCCUCACCCACUGGGAACUCGCAGUACAGUAAAUGACACUGAGAGUGCUGCGAGGACAAUGUCACUGUUGGGUGGGGCUCUCCAUUUUCUGUGCAGGAUAUCAUUAGCCUGAGAAGAACAAAACACGACCUUGUCCUCUAUCCAAUCA